Messenger RNA from Hemiscyllium ocellatum (epaulette shark), 636 nucleotides. Its product is annotated as zinc finger protein 664-like. Gene Ontology annotation, biological process: regulation of transcription by RNA polymerase II. The transcript has a single exon. Gene Ontology annotation, molecular function: RNA polymerase II cis-regulatory region sequence-specific DNA binding; DNA-binding transcription factor activity, RNA polymerase II-specific. Bases 1 to 636 code for a protein of 211 amino acids. NCBI's taxonomy places the organism in Eukaryota, Metazoa, Chordata, Chondrichthyes, Orectolobiformes, Hemiscylliidae. The record is from RefSeq and is a predicted model, not a curated record.
AUGCUGUACACGCGUUUGUAUGCAGCUGAAGCUUUGGUCAUGGAGAAAGCCAAGGAAUCCCGUCCCUUGGAGAAGCCAUGGAAGUGUGGCGACUGUGGGAAAAGCUUCUGUUUCCCUUCUGACCUGGAGAUUCAUGGGUGCAGUCACACCAGGGAGAGGCCGAUCUCCUGCCCUGAGUGCGGAAAGGGCUUCAGCAAUUCCUGCCACCUGCUGGGCCAUCAGCGGGUCCACAUUUGGGAGAGACCCUUCAGCUGCCCUGAGUGCGGGAAGGCCUUCAGCAAUUCUUCUGUACUGCAGAGGCACCAGCGGGUCCACACGAGCAACAGGCGUUUCCCCUGCCCCGAGUGUGGAAAGAGCUUCAGCAAUUCCUCUUGCCUGUUGAAGCACCAGGGGGUCCACACGGGAGAGAGGCCCAUCAGAUGUCCCAAGUGCAGCAAGAUCUUCAGCAGUUCCUCCAUUCUGCAGAGGCACCAGCGGGUCCACACAGGCGAGAGGCCAUUCGCCUGCCCCGAAAGCAGGAAGGUAUUCAGCUAUUCUUCCGUCCUGCUGACCCACCGCCGUGUCCACAUGUUGGAAAAAAACCCUUCAGCUGCUCCAAGUGCGGAAAGGCCUUUAAUGAUACCUCUGCCCUGCUGA